CUUCAGAAAGACAUCAUAUCUGUCAGCGAGCCAUAAUCAAACCCAUCACAAAAUGCGUCUUCCUUCGUGCUCUUGCCCUGGCUGACUCCUGUUCAUGUUUAUCUGAAAGAAGACUCACUGUGCUUAAUGAGGCUGCAGAUCUGUUCACCUAACUGGGACUAAGCGCUAUUGAAUAUAUGUAGCCUGCUCCCAAGUAAACACGUAUAAGACUGUCCUGCAAGCCAGGUGUUACUAUUGUGAAACCCAUAGUUUAUGGGAAUGUUGCACGCUAUUUUGGAAAGAAGCGAGAAGAAGAUGGGCAUACACAUCAGUGGACAGUUUAUGUUAAGCCUUACAGAAAUGAGGUUAAGGAUAUAUGCAGCUUCCAAGACCAAAAUGGAUAUGUCUGCCUAUGUAAAGAAAAUUCAGUUUAAGUUACAUGAAAGCUAUGGCAAUCCAUUAAGAGUUGUAACUAAGCCACCAUAUGAAAUCACUGAAACAGGCUGGGGUGAAUUUGAAAUAAUCAUCAAGAUAUUUUUUAUUGAUCCAAAUGAAAGACCUGUUACUCUGUAUCACUUGCUGAAGCUAUUUCAGUCUGACACUAAUGCGAUCCUGGGGAAGAAAACUGUAGUUUCUGAAUUUUAUGAUGAGAUGAUUUUUCAGGAUCCUACUGCAAUGAUGCAGCAACUGCUGACUACAUCUCGUCAGUUAACACUUGGUGCUUAUAAGCAUGAAACGGAGUUUGCCAAUGUCGAAGUGAAAACUAGGGAGAAGUUGGAAGCUGCCAAGAAGAAAACUAGUUUUGAAAUUGCUGAACUUAAAGAGAGACUAAAAGCAAGUCGUGAAACUAUCAACUGCUUGAAAAAUGAAAUCAGAAAACUUGAAGAUGAUGAUCAGUCUAAAGAUAUAUAACAGUAGCAGCUUCUUGAAAGGAACUAAAAAUAAAACUUAUUUUGAUCAUGGGACCCACAACAUGUUCUCUUGGAUUUUGUAUAGGCAGCAACAUAUAAGUGAGUUUCUUUGGGACAUACAGUAUAUGCCAUUUGACUAAUUAACAUGUUUUUUAAAACAUGAUUUUAGUAGUUAAAGAUGUUUUACUUGUUUAGUAGUUAAAGAUGUUUCAUCUUAAUAUUGUUCUUCCCAAGAAAUUCUUCCCAAACUACUGUUGUGGUACCGUGUAGUAUAUUAUGAAGAUGUUCAUAGAAUAGUUUAUUGAAGUUUUAAGUUAAACCUUGCCACAUAAUUGAUGUUAGAUGUUUUAGUAAGAUAAUACUUGCUCACUUCAUGAAAUGAGUGUCCAUUGUUCUAGACAGGAGGCAAGAAUUUUCUGGCAUAAAUAGGUAAAGUAUGUCUGUCUGCUUCCAGAACUGUAAGCAUCAUCAGAAAGCUGCUGCUGGUGAACUGGUUGUAAAUCAAGCAGAAUUACUGGUUGAUUUAUAUAAGUUAGGUUGACAAAUGAUAACAUUGCUGGUUGGAAACAGUAGUUUUCAGCUUUUUGGUUCAACUUCCAUGAAUAAAAGUACUGUAAGAAAAACUAAUACUUAUAGUUCCAUAUUGUGUUGCUUACAUUUUCCAUGCAUCUUGUAUUUUUUCUUCAGUACUAGAGCAGGAUGUGAUUAUGUAGGAAUAAUGUUUAGUGUUUUGUUUUGUUUUUAAAUGGUGGAUUAUAAACAUAAGAUUAAGUCAGCUUGGUAACAUGUAGUCCGGCUCGAACAUACCAUUGUUUAGUACCUUUUUAAUAAAAUAAUAAGAACCAC
Messenger RNA from Hemicordylus capensis (graceful crag lizard), 1736 nucleotides. RefSeq names its product YEATS domain containing 4 (gene YEATS4). Bases 253 to 891 code for a protein of 212 amino acids. Lineage: Eukaryota; Metazoa; Chordata; Lepidosauria; Squamata; Cordylidae. Gene Ontology annotation, biological process: regulation of DNA-templated transcription. The record is from RefSeq and is a predicted model, not a curated record. The transcript is spliced from 8 exons.